AUGAAAAAAAAUGCAUACCUCCUCCUGGUUUACGGCAUUUACUCCAUUCUCAUGUUUUCUCUGUCCCUAAGAAUGCAAAAAAAUAUAUUCAAGUACAUAACUCCCAUUUCGAAGAGACUGAAUUUAAGCAAGUUUCGAAGAAUAAAAAUUUUCAGGAGGAGAACUCAGCGCAAGAGGGUGAACGUCUUCAACGAUGUUGUGAAUAAGUACAUAGGACUGGACCUGUUCUUCAGAAAGCUGAACGACGUAACGGACACCCGGGAAAAGCUCAACUACAUAAACUUCCUGCACAAAAUUGUGGAAGACAAGACAUGCGAACACCUGCUCUUCUCCAACAACCACAUAAGAACAAUUAUAUACAUACUGAAUGAGAGAUUCUUAAUGCUAAGAAAAAACGAAGAGAAAAAUGAACAAGUGGAUUACCAGAUUAUCUACAAAAUAUUACUCAUAUUUAACAAUUUAUCAAAGCAUAAGAAUUUCUAUAGAAUUAUCCUUAACGACUUCACACAUAAAAAUGAGAAGAUCUCUCUUCUGUACGUCAUUAUGAAUAUACUUAAUGAGAAGGAACAGACAAAUGAGACGUAUAAAGAAGCCAACUCUUUUUUUAGUUACUUCAUAUCCCUUUUUAAGAACAGCUCAGAUGGAACGAAGAGUCACAAUCACACUCAGAGUCAGAAUCAGAGUGAACGUAUGGAAGACACCUCUGAAGGGGCAGAGGCCAAGGUGGAAACAGGGAAGAAUCAAAUCAAGAAGGAAGAUAUAGAAGAAAUGAAAAAUAAAAUUGUUUUUCUAGGUAAACAUAUACUGCUAAAACUGAAGGAGGAAAAAAUGAAGGAAGAGGGAAAGUCCAGAGGAUAUGCCUUAACUAAUCAUGGAGAAGUGCUUUCCAGCGUGCCGUACGUAGAAGGGGAUUUCCCUGCACAGGAUUCGGAUCACAGAUCGGAGAAAAAUCGUAAAGCAUAUGCCAACAAUAUACACAACGGGGUAAAUUCCCAGUUUGCUCAAAACCGCACCAUCAGGGGGGAACCCCCCACUGAAAAAAAUAAACAAGGGGAAAUAUUUGACCCUACAAAAAAAGAGAACCAAAUGGGGAGCCCCAAAACGAUCAGUUUGGCGGGGGCCAUUGCCGGCCAUGGUGAUCCCCAUAAGGGGGCGAACUCAUUUGUGAAGAGAGAUCGCUUCGAUACGGGGGAGAACUUCCAUCUGAGGGACGUGGACGCCCAACAAGUAAACGGCGCAAACGCGGUGGGCGCCGCCACAGACACCAUCCUCUUCGUCCCCUUCUACUUCAAUAAGAACGCAAAGGACAACAUUCUAACGAGCGUGCUAUUGCAGUUCCAAAACGAAAAGGAUGUCAUCGUGUAUAAGAGGAAGGCACGUGUUGGGAAUCAGGGCCAAGCAGGCGAACAACCCUCCAUGGAGAAACUCCGGAAAAAAAGCAUCCUAAACAGCCCAAACGGCUUCAGCAACGUAGGCAACACGAUCGAAUGGAUAGGAGACGAAUACAACUGCAACAACUAUUUUGACGUUUACGAAAAUUACGCAGAAGACGAUGCAGACAUUUUGAAGUAUGAGAAGAACAAAAACGGGAAGAGAUUCCACCUCAGGGAGGUCAAAACUGAGAAGGAGAGCAGAAGCGAGAGGGACGCAUGGAGUGAAGACAAAACCAAUGCCGUGGACGAUGUGCAUGAAGAGGGGCGAGACGUGGAAGAUCAAGACGAACGAGGAGAAGAAGACAUGCAUGAGGAAGGAGAACAACAAGAAGAAGUAGAAGACGAUGAAGAGGUAGAACCCCAACAAGACUAUGAGGAAGAUUUACAAAACGAUAAACCAGACGAGAAGGAGGAGGAAGAAGAAGAAGGAAAUUUUGACCAAAAUAAGGUUAACAUCGUUUUGAGUGACUAUAAUGUGGAUAUUAAAGAUGUUGAAAAUAACCCAGAGGCUAAAGUCACUGGGGGCGCAGAAAAUAAAAGACGCUUCCUAAAUAUGGGCUUACUAAUACUGAUAAGGAAAAAUGAAAACGGGAAAGAGUGCCGAUGGGCAAGUCUGAACAGGACGGGGGAUCAACUGGGGAGAGAAAUAUCAUAUAAGGCUCCCGAAAUGGAAUCAAGCGACCCCUCUGUGAACACUGAAAACGUUGCGGCGGAUACUCCAUAUGGGGGUAGCACACCAGCAGAGCAGAUUAAACAUCCGCACAACGAUCUCAAUGAGCAGAGCUACAUAAACGGCACCGAUCUGAAGCAGACGUUUUGCAGAAGAGGAGAACCGCAAGGGGGGGUGGCACCUGUGGAGGGGUACGAAGAAAUAUACGUGAAGCGCAAAGAAGGGGGAGAAAUGGGAAAAAAAGCCCUUUGGGAGAAUGCGCCAAAACCGGACAAAUACAUCCUCAUAGGGUUCAUACAGUUCAACCUGGAUUUGUUGAAAAAUUUCAAAGUGAACAGUGAGGAUAAGGAUGAAGGGGGAAGAAAAAACCCGCUGCACAUUGGCAGCCCCUACCUGAAUUUCUCCCUAGUGGAAAACUACAUCGAAUCGCUAUUCAGACAUAUCAGCCUAAACGACUAUUUCACAAACAAGCUACUAAAACUACUAUACGAAAUCUUAUUGGAAAAUAAAAUCUCUGUAGUAUAUAAUUUAUACUACUACACGAUUAUGAAGAAGGAUAACAUGGAUAAGAUUAUAAAAAUAUUGUCCAAAAAUGUACAGAAUAAUUUAAACCGAGCAAACAUCACGCUGAUUCUGAGAAUCCUCUACAUCCUGUGCUUCCACCAAGGCUUCUACCGAAAUGGAUUAAACAGCUUAAGGAAAAACAAAAACUACAGGCUUCUGUAUAGAGAUGUGGCAAAAUAUAUGGAAGACAUAAAAGCAGGAAGCUUUAUCAAAGAGUUGCAGAAGUGGGAUAAACUAAUCGAGUGCUUAAAAACGUUAACUCUUUUUUUUGAAAAUAAGUACAGAAAUCAGAACUCGCUUUACAUAUCUGAUGAGAAGAAGGAGCAGUUUCUCUUGGAUAAUAAAAUUUUUAAAAGAAAAUUAAACAACAUUUAUAAUAGGCAUUUUAUUUGCGAAUAUAAAGAUUUGAUUAUCAUUCGGAAAACGAACAUUCUGCUGAAGGCGCUGGGGGUGAAUAUGUUCGACCUGUACAAUGAUAUCGUUUUUUCGGACAGGGAAAAGAAGCCCCAUGAUUAUUUGAUGAAGGAAGGUGAGCAGUGGAGAGGACUUUUCCACCACCUGGGGAAUGCCCUUUGGGGAUAUUUUGCCAAAGCGAGGAGGUACGUGGCGUGGCAGGCCGUGCAGGAGGGUCACCCCAUGGAGGAUUCCAACAGUGGAGGCCCCGUUGGUCAGAGAGCCAAUGAGAGGGGAGGUGAAAGCGUAGGUGACAGUGCCGGUGGCAGAAUCGGAAGUGACAGGGGAAAUAACCGAUGGAAUAACCGUGGCAGUGCCAAACCCGCGGAGUUACAAACGAACGGAGAGGGCGCACACACACAGAGCGGAAGCACCCCCGCGAAAGACACACAGGAGCAAAAAAACAGGAAGAAGCGAACAUAUAUAUAUGACCUGAACAGCAAGGAAAACAUAAGUAUGGACAAAUUUCGAAACCUAGUAAUCGAAUUGAAAAAGAAAAAAAAGAGAAAGUUAAGGAUUUUAUGUCUUGACGGAGGAGGAAUCCGAGGGUUGCUCUCCAUAGAAAUAUUAAAAUGCAUAAAUAGCCAUUUGAAGAAAAACAUAUUUGAAUACUUCGACAUCAUCUGUGGAACCAGCACCGGGGCCAUCAUAUCCAUUUUGAUCGGCCUGGAAAAGGCCCACUUAAAUGAGGUCGAAUUUUUGUACAACCUGUUGAUAAACAAAAUCUUCCAGAAGGACAUGUAUGCAGUGAGGAACACAAGAUAUUUAUUUAAGCAUUCUUACUAUGAUUCCAAAAUAUUGAGUAACAUUCUAAAUUCCUUUUUUAAAAAUAUGAAAAUGUUUCACUACAACGCGGACUUUUUCACACCCUACGUCUUUACCGUGUCGACUCAGAUGAAUGUCACUCCUCUGCAGCCCGUGAUAUUAAAAAAUUACACUGCCAACUUGGGGAAGAUUAAAGGUGCUAAACGAGAAGAGGUGUGUGACGGUUAUACGUCAACCAAUUAUGACCAUGUAGGAGGUAGGGAAGAGCAGAAUGGGGAGGAGGACGAAAGGUGGACACAUUUCCACAGCAAACAGGUAUGGGACGAUCAGCACAACGAUGCGCAGGAUGCGGAAAAGGCCAAAGCCGCUAACGACGCGAAUGGAGUGAACAUUUCGGAGAGCAACAACCCCCACACGAGUGACAUCCACAUUAACCAAAAUAUAAACAGCGUCAGUGUUUAUAAAAGCUUUUACAACAUUUUUGUCAAGUACGUAUUGAGGUGCACUACUGCCGCGCCGGGUUUUUUUAAUUUUUUCUCCUUCGACAGUAACAUUUAUGCGGAUGGAGCCAUCUGCUUUAAUAACCCCACUCUGGUAAGCCUCAACGAAAUGAAAUUAAUUUUCUACAACUACCUUAACAGUCGGAAAAGUACCCUAGUGGAGAGAGUAAAAUGCUUUUUCUCCAAAAAAAAAGAAUUGGUGGAGGGAAAAAAUAAGGCAAUCAAUCUGAAUGACUACAUUGACUGCAUCGUAAGUGUGGGCACUGGAAAAUUUAAACCAAAAAAUAUAAACGAACUAAGCGAAAACAAAACGUCUGACACCUUCCUGCGGUGGGAUGUCCUCUUAAAACAAAUUGUUUACUCAAUCACCAACACGGAGUUGACGCACGACAUCUGCAACAACGUCUUGGAUAGAGAUAAAUAUUUCCGAUUCAACUGCUUCAUUAAUAAUAUCAGUUUGGAUGAGACGUCCCCUGAAAUUAUCCACAAAUUGAAGAAGAUAGGGAAGCGAUACUUCGAAGAUCAUGCUUACAACCAGAAGAAGCUCAUCCAAUUGGUUAACAUUCUGGAGGACAGUCGAGAUGUGAAGGAGUACCAAGAGAGGCAAAGGAAGGUAUGGGGAGGGGGAGACUCCUAUCUUGAUAGAGUCAAGUCCCAAAUUUGUGGCUUCCUUUUCCCCAAUUGGGGGGCAGUUGGCCAGGGCAGUGCACAGAUUGGAAUUAACAACCAGAUUGGCAGCACCGAAGAGGUUGGGAUUACCGACCAAAGGGGGGGACAACUGCCCCCUUCAUCUCAACCAGUCAGGGCAGAGGAGACAGGUGCAUAUUCCAAUUCCAAGCCGAAUGCCCAGCCGAACACAGGAAGCUCCGCCCCGUAUCGAAACUUCAACUUUGGCCUCGUGGACGAAGACGAAAAGUUUGACCUAAACAACAUCGAAGAAAUUCUAGACAUCAUAAACAAAAGUAACAGCUCCGGUAGAAGCACAACCACAAGCACAUCAAACGGGUUCUUCCACUACUUCACCAACCUUUUCCACAACAAUAAUAAAUUUCUCAUGAAGCUGGAGAGUAUGCAGAAAAAUAAUUUCUUUAGUAGGUCUAAAAGAGAAAAAAACCACUACGUUAAUGUCGUACCGCUAACAGGCAUUCGAAUGUUACUAAACGAAAUAUAUUUUAUCCUUCUGAAAAAAAACCUAUAUUUUCACACCGAUCAGUGCUUCUCCAAUGUUGAAGAUGUGAGUAAAAAAAGUUACGACAUCAACAUUGAUAAAAUGAUUCCAUACAAUGCGGCCACCCCCCAAGGGGAAAAGGGAAUCGUCGAUCAUGAUAACCACCCCCCUGGGGGAAAGACCCAAGUGCCGUAUGAAAGCGUCCCGUCAGAUCAUUCCCCAACCAAGGAGGAAAUUUCAACAAAUGAAAGCCAUAGAACAGAUACCCAUUCGGGCAACACACAGAAAGGAGGUAGUGUGAACUAUCUUGGGGACCCCUCAUCUGAUGAGGACCCAGACGAAGAUAAUUAUUCAUAUAACCCUAAAGGGUCAUCCACUUAUCCAAAUUCGAAGAAAAUUCCUGACUUUCACAAUUCAGCAUUGAAUGAGAAGCGAGGAAGUUACUACCAAUCGGAAGGUACACAAGAAGAGGAUCCUCUACGUGAGACACUUGUAGGGGACGAAAAAAUAAACACGUCUGAUCUGGUGGACAAUUCAGCGAUAAAUAAAAAAAGCCUUCUCAAAAGGGAUGUAAAUAUGAACCACAUGAACUACAAAUUUUUUAAAUCCAUGAGCACGGAAUCGAGUGACGGGAAGAAGCAGAAUAUGAUAGAGUUGUUGCGAAAUAUAUUUUUUAAACGGGAAGCGUAA
This is a messenger RNA of Plasmodium inui San Antonio 1, 6243 nucleotides long. RefSeq lists its product as hypothetical. The transcript has 2 exons. Gene Ontology annotation, cellular component: membrane. The record is from RefSeq and is a predicted model, not a curated record. Bases 1 to 6243 code for a protein of 2080 amino acids. Gene Ontology annotation, biological process: fatty acid metabolic process. Gene Ontology annotation, molecular function: glycerophospholipase activity. Lineage: Eukaryota; Apicomplexa; Aconoidasida; Haemosporida; Plasmodiidae.